AUGAUCCUCAUAAAGUUUGAUAUCUUGUUAACAGCUGCUGUCUUGGCCAAUCAUCAUGAUGGGCUGACGCUCAGUCCGGGCGAGCGCAGCGUUGUGCGCUAUACAAAUGAAUCGCUCAUUGUGCAGUGCCGUGCACCGAAUGUGGAUGUAAAGCUGCAAUGGAAAUCGCCAAAAGGGGAAAUUAUACGCGAGCACAAAGGACGCAUACACAUUGAGCAAACCACGCCAGAAAUAUUGAAAAUCGUUUUUGCACACAUUGCUUUGGCGGACAAGGGCAAUUGGACCUGUGAACCUGUGGAUGGUGGCGUAUAUAGUAAAUCGUACGAUUUGAUUGUGUAUCAGAAAAUAACGUUCGCUGAAAAGGACAAGGUGAUGACCGUUAAGGAGGGACAAAACGCAACCAUAUUAUGCGAAGUGAAAGGCGAACCACAACCAAAUGUCACUUGGCAUUUCAAUGGGCAGCCCAUCAAUGAGUCAGUCGCUUCGAAAUUUCGCAUCCUGGCCGAUGGUUUGCUCAUCAACAAGGUAACACAAAAUGACACCGGAGAAUACACGUGCCGGGCAUACCAAGUGAAUUCGAUUGCUUCCGAUAUGCAGGAGCGCACAGUUUUGAUGAAAAUUGAACAUAAGCCGCACUGGACGAACAAGUUGCAUGUGGGAUUGCAGUAUGCGUAUUUGAAUGGGACGGCGAGCAUCAUGUGCGAGGCGCUGGCGGAGCCGCCGGCCAACUUUAGCUGGCAUCGCAAGCAGAAGCGGAUUGAGAGCAACGAGCAGUUCUACAGCAUUGAGACGGAUAAUUACUGGUCGCGUCUAACGGUGCAGGUGACAGAUGUUAAGGCCUUUGACAAUUACCGCUGUCGGGCACACAAUCAUUUGGGCAGCAUCGAGCGCAUCACGCGGCUCGAGAUGGGCGAGAAGCCCCCACCGCCCGAUGUGUUCCAGCUGCGCGGCUUUAAUUCCAAUACCUUUGAUGUGGACGUCAGCGUGCAUCGCGACAAAGAUAAACGCGACAUCAUGGAAGUCAAUGGCUUUCGCAUCGAGUAUAUGACAGACCUCGAAUUCAAAACGGAUGCCGGCAAAUGGACCAAUGCCAAGCACAAAGUUUUCCCCUACGAGGAGGGUGCCAGCUUUCUCAUAACCAACUUGGAGCCAGACACACUCUAUCUGAUACGCGCGGCCUCUCACAACAUGGCUGGCUACAGUGACUACACAGCAGUGACGAAGUGCAAGACUCUAUCCCUGGAGCCUCGUGCAUCAGCCGGCGGCUUGAUGCCGCCCAUUUACUUGCUGCAGGCAAGUGUGGUAAUGCUGCUUAUCCUGUCACUGCGGCGGCAACACUAAAUUAUUGAGAGUUAUUGGAAAACUGAGGCGCAAGCUAUGCCUCGUUUACGCCCUUUGCAAAAUCCAUGUGCUUUGCUUAGCUUUAAGAUGUCUUCGCGUUGACCUCUCAGUGUCUGAUUUGCUUGUAACUAAGUUAUAAAUUCAACUGCAGCCUCGUAUAACGUAAACUAUAUUAUUAUAUAUGUAUGUAAUGAGUUCUGUUAACACUGUUAAGCAUUAGUUUAUUAAGCGUUUCGUUUAGCAAACAAUUAGUCAAAAUUCAAAGCAAAUAUGCCAAAUUUACAACCAAUACUUAAAUUGCUUACUUUGUAACUCGUAAGCAAAUCACAUGCCUUGUGUCUAUUGAGGCCAAAAUCAAAGCGUAAACAUUUGCCAAAGUAUAUAUAUAUAUAUAAAUUGAUAGCCAUUAGUUCUAAUUGUAUAACAUAAAUUUACUUGCAAGUCAUUCCAAUAAAAUUUAUACAUAUGCCAAAAUUUUAGUACAGUUGUGUACAAGGCUGUCCAAGGAAGCAUUUAAGCACCAUAUCCCUAAUACAAACAUUCAAACAAAUUGCAACUGAUAUUGAAAAUAAAUAUGCAUUUCUAUAAAUCCAAAUCAACAAAACCAAACAGGCCAUAAAAUAACAAAAUGGAUAACUCUACAAAUAGAACAGUUUGAUAUUUAUAAAAAUAUACAUAACGUUGCUAAUGUUUAAAUAUUUUUCGGUUUCUGUAU
Molecule: messenger RNA, 2056 nt
Organism: Drosophila busckii
Lineage: Eukaryota; Metazoa; Arthropoda; Insecta; Diptera; Drosophilidae
Gene: fipi
Product: neural cell adhesion molecule 2
Exons: 7
Coding region: 1-1341 (446 amino acids)
Cellular component (GO): neuron projection
Molecular function (GO): protein binding
Source: RefSeq, a predicted model, not a curated record